Molecule: messenger RNA, 2336 nt
Organism: Phalaenopsis equestris
Lineage: Eukaryota; Viridiplantae; Streptophyta; Magnoliopsida; Asparagales; Orchidaceae
Product: endochitinase A-like
Exons: 6
Coding region: 338-1990 (550 amino acids)
Biological process (GO): cortical microtubule organization
Cellular component (GO): cortical microtubule
Source: RefSeq, a predicted model, not a curated record
UAGAAGCAAGCUAGAUGGGCGCGAUUUCCGGUUUUACAGCAGCUUACCAAUUCACUUCAUUUCCUCGCCCAGGUUUCAAAGUUGAGACUGGAGAGCACGAUGCAGGCAAAUUAACGCCGAAUGCCUUUCGUCACCUUCCUGGCUCCCGCUCUCCCGCUCUCCCGCUCUCCUCGAGUGCAUACCUACUUGGUGCUCUUCCAGUAACCCUAAUGGCAGUUUCUCUUGAAGAAAAAGGUGGAUAGAGCUGAUUUUGAGGCCGAGGUCCGGAUCUUGGGUGUUUUGGUGUUAACGAAUAAGUUAUCGUUGCGGAUUGUAGCUUGGAGUGGUGGAGCGGUAAAUGGAGCGAAAUUUUAGGGCACCGGAGCCGCGGGGGAUUGUGGGAAGGGUAGUCAAGGAUAGAGAAGAGGAGCUCACCCUGUUCACUGAGAUGCGGAAACGAGAGAAGGAAAAGAUCAACCUUCUUCUCCAGAAAUCGGACGAACUUGACCCGUCAAUGGAGUCUGUGCCUGGGGGCUCUCCAAUUUUCAAAAUGCUACAGUCUACUGUGCGCAGAACGACAGUUGAUGAAUUUCUGAACUCGGACUGUGAGAAGAGCGAUUAUGACUGGCUUCUCACACCGCCAGGCACUCCACUUUUUCCAUGUCUGCAGGAGUCUCACAGAUCUCCUGUAGGGUAUAAUGAUACUCCAAAAGGUUAUCCCACUCUGAUAAACUCUAGGUUAGCUAAUCCCGCAGAUCAUUCUUCAAAAACUAUAGCACCAUCCAGACAGAUGGCCCCCUCUGUUAGUUUAAACUCUUCAUUCUCUGGAAUGGGAAGGCCAUCCUCAUCUGUAGGCUCUGCUUCCAGGCCUGCAACCCUAAAUGGACGCCCAACUGUUGGGAAAAUACCCAGAUCUUCAACUCCCACUUCCCGUUCUACAUUACCCUCAAAAUCAGUGGUCUCCCAACCAAGACCAUCCACCCCAGGUCGAUCUUCUACACUCACCAGGUCUUCCAUACCAUCAGCCAACAAGCCUGCAUCAAGGUCUGAUACUCCAAUUAGGCGGUCAUCCAUCCCAUCUAGCCUACAUGCUUCUUCAGCUCCUGUUAAUCGUUCUUCUUCCAUCAUAAAAUUAGGCACUGCAACCAGUUCUAUGACAUCUGGCCCUGCAACUAGUUCAAUUGGCAGGUUAGGUCCCACCAAUUCUAUCGCAAGAUCAGUUCUGCCAGCCAGUUCUAUACUGAAAUCAGGCCCAAACUCAUCAAAAACUGUAGCUCCAUCACGAGGAAACUCUCCAACAGUGAGACCAGCACCUUGGAAACCAUCUGAAAUGCCCGGGUUUUCAUUUGAUGCACCUCCUAAUCUGAGGACCACAAUGCCUGAGAGGUCUUCUCCUUCGAGGGGCAGACCUGGCGCACCUAGCUCCAGGUCACCUUCUGUUGAUAAUGGACCCAUUGCAAGGCCUAGGAGGCAGUCCUCCUCGCCAUGUAGAGGGAGGGUCCCUAAAGGGAAUGCUGUGAGCGGUAGCUCUGUUCCUGCAUCAAGCAGGUACAGAAUGAAUGGCUGUGACAACGAGAGCCCGGUUGUCAUAGGAACUAAAAUGGUUGAAAGAGUGGUAAAUUCGAGGAGACUAGCGCCUCCCAAGCAUGAUGAACCACAUUCUUCAGGGAAAUCCUCCCUGUCACCAGAUAGCACUGGCUUUGGGAGAACAUUGUCAAAAAAAUCACUUGAUAUGGCUAUGAGGCAUAUGGAUAUAAGACGGAGCAUUCCUAAUACUCUGCGACCUUUGAUGAGCAACGUUCCAGCUUCAUCUUUGUACAGUGUGAGAUCAGGAUUAACGAUAAGUAGAACAGUUAGUGUCUCUGACUCUCCUAUUGCUACAAGCAGCAAUGCAAGCUCAGAACAGAGUGUCAAUAACAACGUGUUCUGUCACGAUGGAAAUGAAAUUCAAAAUGAGAUUUUCAGUGAGAAAUGUGAGAGGACUUCACCUUCAUUUUUUCUGGCAAGAUAACCUUCAGUUUUCUUUCUUCCUUAAAUUUCAACGUUGUUUAGAAUCUUGUAAUGGCGUUGCUUAGAUGGAAACUAGCAGCAGAGAGAGCAGCUGUCUGGUAUGUUCCCCUUUUCUUGGCCAUGAGAGCAAGGUCCUUGAGCUUUGUUCAACAUUGUAUGUUAGCUGAUUAUUUUCAUUGUUUUUUUUUAUUCAAUCUGCCAUUUGCAUGCUAGUUUGUUAAAUGAAUGUUAGUGUAUGCCUUUUAUGGAAUCAUUGUAAACAUAACGCCUUAUUGCCAGAUGUGUAUUUUGCAGUUUUUUGCUAUGUUUCUGGUUAUGAAUGCAUACAUACCUGCGUUUCAGUGUAA